CAAGGGAUUAUUUUGCUGCCCCUCCGUGCCAUAGGCAUGGCAUUCAUUCUACUGCUAGCAUGGCUGUUUGCAUCAAUUGCAACUUUCCGUCACCAUGGAAAAGGAUCUGUGCCACUUAAAGGAUGGAGAAGGAGGAUGAUCCAGACAACCCUCUCCUGCUUAACUCGUGCCUUGUUCUUCGUAAUGGGUUUCCAAGUUAAAGUAAAAGGGAAAAUAGCAAGUCUGCUGGAAGCCCCAAUCUUUGUUGCAGCUCCUCAUUCAAGCUUUUUUGAUGCCAUUAUUUGUGCCCUCACUGGAAUGCCGUCAACAGUGUCUAGAGCAGAGAACCUGUCAACUCCGAUAUUUGGCACAAUUUUAAGUUCCCUUCAGCCUGUAUCAGUUUGUCGACAAGACCCUGAUUCACGAAAGAACACGGUCACCGAGAUAACAAAGCGAGCAUUAUCAAGAGGCCAGUGGCCACAGAUACUGAUUUUCCCAGAAGGCACCUGCACAAACCGAUCUUGCCUGAUCACAUUUAAACAAGGUGCCUUUGUUCCACGAGUCCCUGUACAACCUGUGUUGCUCCGAUACCCCAACAAGCUGGAUACUGUCACCUGGACAUGGCAGGGCUACUCACUAAAAGAGCUGUGCGUAAUGACGCUGUGUCAGCUCUUCACAAGAGUAGAAGUUGAGUUUCUGCCUGUUCAUGUUCCUACUGAGGAAGAAAAGAACGAUCCCAUUCUUUUUGCCAACAGAGUCCGGCAAACAAUGGCAACGUAUGUAAUUGUCCCAGAAACUGAUUUUUCUUUUUUCUUAAUUUUGUUUCAGUGCUUUGAAUGUGCCAGUGCAGGACAGCUGACUUUACCCAUGGAAGCUGGGCUGGUGGAGUUCACCAAAAUUAGCAAGAAACUCAACCUAAAAUGGAAUCAUGUCAGAGAGCAGUUGGAUACCUUUGCUGCUAUUGCAAGUGCUUCAAAAGGGGGAAGAAUUGGAAUUGAGGAGUUUGCGGAGUACUUGAAGCUGCCUAUUUCAGAUGUCCUCAAAGAACUGUUUCUACUCUUUGACAGGAAUGGAGAUGGCACCAUUGACUUCAGAGAGUAUGUCAUUGGUUUGUCUAUUCUUUGUAACCCAGCCAACACAGAAGACACUAUUCGGAUGGCAUUUAAGCUCUUUGACAUGGAUGAGGAUGGCACUAUAACAGAAGAUGAGUUUGCCUGUAUCAUUCAGUCAGCUCUGGGGGUGCCUGAGCUUGACGUUUCUGUGCUCUUUAAAGAAAUAGAUACAGAUGAAACCGGGAAGCUGUCCUAUGAUGAGUUCAAGGACUUUGCAUUCAAGCAUCCAGAAUAUGCCAAGUUGUUUACUACAUACCUAGAGCUACAGAGAUACCAGUCAGAUAUGUUGGAGGAGGAGAACAUUGAGUCACCUGAAUUCAAACACAGCCCAGUUAGAAAGAGUACAAUCCCAGUCUCAGAAACAACACCAAUUGCAAGACAUAAAGUCUGUCCUGAAGGCAAUGAAGAGGAUAACUCAAGUACCUCUGACAAAAAGGAUGACUGA
Opisthocomus hoazin is the source of this 1536-nucleotide messenger RNA. The record is from RefSeq and is a predicted model, not a curated record. NCBI's taxonomy places the organism in Eukaryota, Metazoa, Chordata, Aves, Opisthocomiformes, Opisthocomidae.